Messenger RNA from Trichomonas vaginalis G3, 1095 nucleotides. RefSeq names its product regulation of vesicle fusion. Bases 1 to 1095 code for a protein of 364 amino acids. Gene Ontology annotation, molecular function: GTPase activator activity. The transcript has a single exon. The record is from RefSeq and is a predicted model, not a curated record. Lineage: Eukaryota; Parabasalia; Trichomonadida; Trichomonadidae. Gene Ontology annotation, biological process: activation of GTPase activity; intracellular protein transport.
AUGAAUUGUAAGAUUUUACCACUUGCGUUACCAAAUGAAGAGAAGAAACCGAUUGACAAAGAGCUUAUCAAGAAUAUGCUUAUUCAUGGAAUUGAAGAAAACCCACCUGAAGACAGAGCAAUCGCUUGGUUAAUUAUGGCAAGAAUAUAUCCACUCAAUGCAGAUGAAUGGAACGAAACCCGUAAUAAGCAUUUCGAUGUAUAUCGUGAUUUCAUUAAGUUUUUCAAAAUGGAAGACUAUCAUACAAAAACUUUUCCAAAUAAUGAUGAAAUUACUGAAUUUGGAACAGAAAACGAUCAAUUGAUGGCCUUAAUUCAUGUUGAUAUGAUAAGAACAGCUCAUCAUAUUCCUUUCUUCCCUUUUCCAGAAAAUUCUGACGAAAAAACAACAGAUAUCCUUGUUCCUUUCAGACCGCAUUUAAGACGUUUAGAAAGACUUUUAUACAUUGCCGCAAGUGUCAAUCCAACGCUUUUAUAUGCUCAAGGAUUUAAUGAAUUAAUUUGCCCAAUCUUCUUUACAUUGCUAUCAGCAAUUAAACUUUUUGAUGAUGAUUGGGAUCUAGUUGAAGCUCUUUCAUUCUUUAUGCUUCAAAAUCUUAUACAAAUGACAGAAUUAAAUGAAUUAUUUACUACACAGGAUAAAUCAUCAAUAAUCUUACACAGAAUGAAUCUAUUCAUGCACUUAGUAGAAAUUCAUGAUCCACGCGAAGCAGAAAUCAUUAAAAGUUUUGAUAUCCAUCCAUUAUCGUUUGCCUUUCCAUGGCUGAACAUUUUAUUCUCCCAGUUCUUCAUGAUGCCCGAUCUCGUUAUUGUUUGGGAUACAUUGUUCGCUAAUUUCGAUAAUCUCCUGCAAUUUGCUAAUUAUAUCGGUGUUGGCAUCAUUAAAAUGAUGGCAGAUAAGAUAUCAGCUGAUGACUAUAUUAUGACAAUGACAACACUCAAAAAGACAACACUUACUUGUGUUCCAGAUAUUUUAAGAUAUGCUGUUCAUUAUUUGCAAGAAGAUAACACUCCAAAGAAGAAGGAUUCCUUCUUCAAAUCAAUGAUCCAUAAAAUGGAUUCAAAACUCGAUUCAGUUCUCCAAAAAUUUAAAUAA